GAGCAGGAGAGAAAUAGGUAGGCAGGCGGCACACCUCCUGCACGCGAAUGUGUAUGUCGGUGUUUUGUUUGUUUCUUAUAUGUACACCAAAGGUCAGGUGACUGAGAGUCUUUCGCCAUCGGUCCAUCGUUUCAGCCAUGAUAGGAGCAGGUGCGCAACGUAGCAAACAACACAAGCAAGAAUUGCAAGAGAAACCACACACACAUGCGAAUUGUCUUUCAUCCGCAUGGCGUCACUCACUGUGUGUUGGCUCCGUCCCUCCCGCCCUCUCUGUCUGCUGUGUGUGUGACGGCGCUGCUCAGGCAUGGGUUCGUUCCCGUUUGUGUCGCCGUCUGAGCGGUGCCUGCAGAUCGGGAAGCUGUUCAAGGUCCUGUUGAUCGUUGAGGCAGUGGUGCUGGUGGCCAUGCUGCUGUUCACGCCGUUCGAGCUGUGGAUCCUGCUGCAGCUGAUAUCGGUGGGUUUGGGGUGGUGGGCCAUCAAGGACGAGGUGGCCUACCGCCCGCCAUUCGUCCAGACGUACGUCUUCCUCACCGUCCUGGGCUUCAUCUUCGCCGCCAUCGGGUUCGCCCAGUGGAUGGGGGACACCAUCAACAAAGCCAGCACCCCCUUGAUCAUCAUCACCGUCAUAUACGGGUGCUUCUCGCUCUUUCUUAUCGUCUGUUGCCGCUUCUCGUGGGUUCUUUACAAAGAAAUGCUCUCGUGCGAACCAACCGGGCUGCAGAUGGGGGCCUUCGGCCAAAUGGGUGGCGGGGCGGGUCAGUCCCAGAUGCAGCAGCCCGGUAGCGGCUACACCACAUCGUAUGCGGGCGGCGGGAGCUACUCGCAGGACCCGGCCGGGUCGCAGCCCUCACCCACCGGGGCGGGCGGGCCGACCGGCGGCAGACAAACCACAGGAUUCGUACCAUUCCAGGCACGGCAGGGCAGGGUGGACACACAACACAGGGGGUGCAAGCAAUCUAAUCUGCUGUGCUGUGUCGUGUUGUCUUGUCUGGUGUGGUUUGCUUCAGGGUGAGGGCCACAGGCUGGGUUGAGUGGGUGAGGAUCAACGCCGUUUGGACCGACCGACCGACCGGUGUUUGCAAUGCUAGGGGGGGCUCUCUCUGUUUUGACUGUAGCUAGCCAGCCAGCUCCGUGGACGACGGCAGGCACGUGUGACGUGUGUGUGUUGUUUCUCGGUGACGACUGACUGAUGAAUUCAUGCAUGGCCAUCCAUUGCAUGAGUGGCGUGAUUUUAAUUCAUCGUUGCUCAUGUGGCCUUGCCCUGGCUGGGGCCACCCACCAUCCAUCCAUUCAUCAGUCAGUCCUUGGUCCCAUCGAUCAAUCAAUAGGUCCGUCCGUCACACAACACACAGACAUGAGAGGUGAGCACAUCACAUAGAUCAUCUAGCAAAUAGUCCAUCCAGUCCAUCCCCUCCAGCCGCACCCACCGCACAUGUCAGUCAUGUGUGCUGUGGUGUGCACGUACGUAUGCAGAAAGUUAGUAAGCAGUUCCUGGCCUGCCUGUGCCUGUCGCUGCACUGCAAUCCACUCGGCCAUCAUCAUGCCAUGCCUCCGUCGGUUCGAACCGACGUGCUGCAUCCUUCCAUGAGUCACUCGCCUGGCGGGCUGGCUGGGCACGUGAGAGAAAAAAG
Molecule: messenger RNA, 1631 nt
Organism: Vitrella brassicaformis
Lineage: Eukaryota; Vitrellaceae
Source: the annotation of a GenBank genome assembly